Molecule: messenger RNA, 3914 nt
Organism: Solea senegalensis (Senegalese sole)
Lineage: Eukaryota; Metazoa; Chordata; Actinopteri; Pleuronectiformes; Soleidae
Product: poly [ADP-ribose] polymerase 1-like
Exons: 8
Coding region: 1905-2717 (270 amino acids)
Molecular function (GO): zinc ion binding; DNA binding
Source: RefSeq, a predicted model, not a curated record
AAAUUAAAAAAAGACCGCUGCCUGGUUUCUGUAUACAGAAUGCACUUUGGUUAUAACAUUUGUAAAGUUGACUUGGUACAGAUUGAUUAACCACUUUUGUUUAGGAUAUAGAAAAAUAUAUUGUGCUCUAACGCCAAUAAGUUAAGUGAAUAAUGAAUAGUUAAAUACAUGUUAUGCUUGAUGUCUGUGAGUUUCGAAAUUACUUAUUACUUAUUAUUUAAAAAUUAUUUGUUUUGUAUUUUUCAUGCACAUAUGAUGAAACACAAUACAGUUAGCUGGUGCCAAUCACAGCUGAAAAAGGGUGAAACCGCACCGUUAAUAUUUUGAUGGCGCCAUGUAAAUUACUUGUCUUGGCUUAACAUUUAUUUUAACUGAAAAUCAAAUGGUUACAUCUGUUGAAGUUAAAUAUUAUAUUAAAUGUAAUAUAUUUCAACCUUGCAACAAAUUUAUUUUCAUUAAAACCAUAAAAACACUCUCCUCUCACUAAGACUCGCUCACACACAUCUUUACAUAAAAAUGCAUUCAGUCACACACUGGCUAUAACAGAUCAUUAGAAUUAAAAAACACCCUUAAAGAAGCUAAGGAAAAGCUAUAUCAUGUGAGGGAAGAUGAGGAAAUACCAAAAAUUAAACAAAAAUUGGAAUAAAAUACAAUAUAUAUAAAGACAUUGUUCAGUUAACAGUCAUUUGAAAUGAAAAAGUUCAGGAGAUCGAAUACAUUUAUUAAGUUAAUAGCUGAAUAAAACUUGAGAUGGGAUCAAUUGAAUGUAUAAUGUAAGAUAAUGGUAAUACAAAAUCACAAAAAGUAAAAGCCAGACCAAAAAGGUAGAAGUCCAUCUUACAACAAAUAAAGUGCAAAACACCUAUAAAUUCUAUUUAUCCUUCUCACUCACUUCAAUCACGCAACCAACGCAAACAUUUUCUUCUUCAGUAAUGUUCAUUAAAUCACUGGUUUCUACUGUGUCUUUACAGUUUGAGAUUUUUUACUGCCCUACAUACAGUUUGAUAGCACUAACAUAGCUUCUUAUAUGUAAAUAUUUUCUUGUUUCCUUGCUUCAUAUACCAAAUCAUUAAAUUGUCAUAAAUGGAACAAAUAACGUUUGAGAACAUCAUCUUUUUGAGGUUUGGGGAACACAUCACUCAACAUUUUCUGACAUUUUGUGGUACUUGAUUAAUCGAGUAAUCUAUCAACAAAAUAAUCAAUUAUGAAAUAAUCAUUAGUUGCAGCCUUAAUUGUUAGAAAUAUAAUGUAUUAACUGUAUUAUACAACCAUUUACCUCACACACCCAGGAAUAUUUGUAGAAAAUAUAUCAAACAUCUUCUUACAUUGAGUUGAUAUUAAAAUACAUACACUGGCAGGAUCUUCUUAUCAUCUUUUCCGUGUCACAUUCACCACAGUUACAAAUGAAAUCCUCCUUUGUUUUUUUGUUGUGUCCUCCAGUCCCCCAUGUAUGACGGGAAGGUCCCUCACUGGCACCACUUCUCCUGCUUCUGGCAGCGAGCAGCACCUCAGUCCACUGCUGACAUUGUUGGGUACGCUGAUCUCCGCUGGGACGACCAGGGUAAAGUCAAAAAGGCCAUUGAAAGUGGUGGAGCUGUAGGAAAGAGUGGAGCUAAAUAGGAGAAGACAUUAGCGACUUUGCAGCGGAUUAUGCCAAGUCAAACCAUAGCUCAUGCAAAGGUUGUGAGCAGAAAAUAGAAAAGGAUCAGAUUUGUGUGUCUAAGAAGUCUGUGGACCCAGAGAAACCUCAGCUGGGUCUGAUUGACUGCUGGUACCACACAGCGUGUUUCGUGAGUCGCAGGGAGGAGCUGGCCUUCAAACCUGAAUACAGUGCUGCCCAGCUGAAGGGUUUCAACACACUACGGGCUGAAGACAAGGAAGAGCUUAAGAAGAGACUUCCUGCUAUGAAAUCUGAAGGAAAGCGCAAAUCAGAUGAGGUUGAUGGAGUGUCAAAGAAACAAAAGAAAGAAGACGACGACGAGAACAAAAGGCUGGAAGAGCAGUUGAGGAACCAAAGCCAGCAGAUUUGGGGAAUCAAGGACAAGCUGAGGAAAUAUUGUUCAAUUAAUGAUAUGAAGGAGCUGCUGAUCGCAAAUGGACAGGUGGUUCCCUCUGGAGAGACCAAUGUGGUCGACUGCCUGGCUGACUGUAUGGCCUUUGGUGCUCUCGAGGCCUGUCAGGAGUGCAAGGGCCAGCUGGUGUAUAAGGGAGAUGCUUAUUACUGCUCAGGGUUUACAGGGUUUACCCAAAGGAGGCUUCCAAUCAAACUGACAGCUGCCAGUGCCUGGCGAGUGCAUCCAGUGCCCCGUCCAAGCAACUGCCAGGGGGAGCACCUUCAGUCCCCCAUGUAUGAGGGAAAGGUCCGUCACCGGCACCACUACUCCUGCAUCUGGCAGCGAGCAGCACCUCAGUCCACUGCUGUCAUUGCUGGGUACACUGACCUCCGCUGGGACAACCAGGGUAAAGUCAAAAAGGCCAUUGAAAGUGGUGGAGCUGUAGGAUCAGAUUGUGUGUCUAAGAAGUCUGUGGACCCAGAGAAACCUCAGCUGGGUCUUAUUGACUGCUGGUACCACACAGCGUGUUUCGUGAGUCCCAGGGAGGAGCUGGCCUUCAAACCUGAAUACACUGCUGCCCAGCUGAAGGGUUACAACACACUACGGGCUGAAGACAAGGAAGAGCUUAAGAAGAGACUUCCUGCUAUGAAAUCUGAAGGGUGAGACCAAAAGUGAAUUAUUUUAGUUGUAUUGUGUAGAAUCUUUGUAUUUUCUUUGUAAAUCUUUGUAUUAUAGUAUUGAUGGUGUUUAGCUCUGGUGUUCAGCUUCACCCUCUCUACCUUCACAACUGUCCAUAUUUGCAGCCUCUCUGUUUCUCACCGGUCGGCAGCAUAAGAAAAUGGCUUUAAAAGUGUCCCUGAAUGACGUCAUUGUGUACGCAUACAGGAAAGGGUUAACAGCAGAGUUUGCAUGUGACAGUAUGAUGGUAGUGAGCAGCAGCUCGAAUGGCACUGGACAGACUGGGCAUAGAACCAGGAAGCAGUUAAUCACAUGGAGUGGGAUCCAGCAGAUUGUGAAAAGGAAAAGAACCAGAAAAAGUGACGUGGCCGUCUUCAUCUCGCGGCGUAUGCUCGCCGCAUCCCUCAUCUGCUUUCCCCCUCGACCACUUUGCUCAGAUGCGAUGCGUCUCAUCUGCCGCUUGACCAUAACAAAGAUACGAGCGUAGAUGAGAUACAUGAUCAACAGAGGUAUCAACACACAAACAAAGAACAUUAAGUACACAAAAUAGGUCAUGUCCACCACUAAGACAAAUAAACAGUAGCCUGAAUCAGGUGGUGUCUUGUGCCAGCCCAUCAGAGGCACAAGCCCAAUGAAGAAGGUCAGCAGCCACGUGGUGAGGAUGACCAGCAUGGCAUUUCGAGAUGUCAUCAAGGCCUGGUAGCGAAACGGCAUGAAGAUGGCCACAUAGCGGUCUACGGCAACUGCCAACAGGCUAAAGAUGGAACUCUGGGUGAAAAUUAUCAGCACACUGAGCAUGAGAAGACAUAGGUAAAAACUGUGACGUGGUAAACCGACAUCUGUCAGGAUGGCACAGGGAAUGGCAAUAGUGCCCACACAGAUGUCAGCAACUGCAAGCGAGACCAGAAAGUAGUUGGUGACGGUGCGUAGAUUGCGGUUGAUGCAGACAGCGAUACAGACCAGUAAAUUACCGACUGUGGAGAGAAACGCGAUGACGAGCUCAGCUGCCAUGUACGCGACAUUGGGGGAAAUCACCAAGUCAGCAGGUGGUGAUGAGGAGGAGGGAGAAGCUGAUGAAGAGUUGUAGUAAGGUUGUACAAUAGUGAAAGACAGAUUUGAAGAGUUUCUUGUUUGUUGGAAGGUGUGAAGGCUCAAUAAUGUGUUUUCCAUAGUUUUCCUAAA